GUGCCACUUUGCGCACCUGUAUCACUGUUACUAUGUUAUUUUCAGAGGGUUUCGUCACACAUCAACGGUCCGAGAUGCGUCGGUCAAUGCGCGCGAGUCUGCUCUUGGACGUCGCCAGGAGUGCGAGCAAGUUCGCAUUGAUGGGCCGUCACCCCCGUGAUGGAGCAUGAUAUAUAGGCGGAACAACAAUGUCCCUAAGCGAAGAGCCAUCUCGGCCCUGACACCCCUUCCACGCCUGGCAACCGCACCUCUAUUCCCGAGUCUAGCGCACUCGGUCGGCCCCAGGACCAUCGGCUCCCCUCAGCCAUGGCAGAUGUGGCAGGCUGGCAGGCCGCAGCUGUGGAGAGUCGUGCUUCUACUACUGUGUGUGGUGCACUAGAUUCUGUCGCACAACUGGCAAAUCGAACCAUCACACAGCAGAUCUGCUUGUCACGACGGAAAUACGGACAUCGGGGCUGGGCUCGUCCGGUUGGUUGUUCACUGUUGAGAUUACCCGUAAACCAAAAGUGCUAGGCGAAACUCUCAACGGUCAUGGCUCACAGCAGCUGGACGUCAUCCCCAUCGGUUGCCACUUUUAGUACCGCCCCGAGCACCUCGCUCGACCCCUAUGAUUCCCCCGCAUAAUGACAAGCGAUAAAGCGGCCCCAAGUACUUCCUCGCUGCAACGGGAUGGCUGGGCUGAGCCAACGAGAGUCGGCAAAUCUUUGUUUCGCCGACGGCCACCAACCCCAACCUACACACUGACUGACACUGACUCCGACACGGCCAGCGUGACACAAAUCGCCGCGCGCCUGCGGCGCAGAACGUGGGGCCCAUAUGAAGACCUCGGGAGCUUAGAUCUUGGUUCCCCGCGAGCUAUCGCCGGAUCUAGCGCACGAUGGAUCUGAUAUUCAGAUUACUCCACGGUGACAAAUAUGCUGGUGUUUUGUUGUUGCAGGGGAGGGGUAUGGUCUGCUGCGGACCUAGUGAUCGUCGACGAUAUCUAGGCACGGCAUCUCAUAUUAUAAGGUCAAGGGGCAAUCCCCCUUGCGCCCUUUUCGUCUUCAUGUAAUUGCUGCCUGUUUUCUCUCCACCCGCUGUUCAACACUUCAGGGCUCAAAUAUCUGCAACCAUGGCUGGCCCCAUCGAGAGGCUUCAAACAGAGAGUGGGACCAUUUCGCCCACUCGGGCUUUUAUCAAUGGCAUACUACCAUUUUUAAUUCAGUGGUGGUUCGUCACGAUCCCCGGUUUGAUCGUUGUGCGCGCAUUGUACAGGAGAUAUGCCUCGCCUUUACGAAAAUACCCCGGCCCAUGGCUGGCCUCUUUCACGAGGCUGUGGAAGGUCAUCUCAACGGCCUCCACACACACACACCUCGAGCACAUUGAGCUGCACAAGAAGUACGGCCCCAUCGUGCGCAUUGCACCAAACGAGGUUUCCGUGUCCUCCCCCGAGGCCGCGCGCACGCUCUUGUCGGCUGGCAAGCGCUUCUACAAGACCAAGUUCUAUGGUGUCUUCCCACCGCCGGAAAACCCAGACAUCUUUACUGAGUAUCGGGAAGAUGUUCAUGCGCAGAAGAAGAAGGUUGCCAAUGUGCCCUACAGCAUGGCGGCCAUGCAGCAGCUCAGCCCGUUCAUCGACGACACCAUCGAGGUGCUGAUGCAGAAACUGAACUCGGCCGCCGGAGUAGCCAAUGGACAUACCAAAGACCUCUCAAAUGGUCCCAUCGUGGACCUGGGCAACUGGCUCCACUGGUUUGCCUUCGACGUCCUCGGCGAGGUCGCCUUCAGCCGAAGCUUUGGCUUCCUGGAACAGGGACGCGACGUGGACGGCGCUAUUCGCACCAUCGACGAUAUGCAGCGGUAUAACGGCAUCGUCGGACAAGUUCCGUUUAUGGAUCACUUCCUGAGGAGGAACCCACUACGAAGUCUGAUCCCGGGUCAGUCCACCAAGGAUGCGCUCAUCACUCGCAUGGCGCUUGAGGAGCUCGAGAGGAGGAAGCCUUUCGACAAGGAGAGCGAGGGCAAGUGGAGGGGAGGUGAUGGACGGCAGGAUUUGCUAGCCAGUCUGAUCAAGGGCCAUCUCAAGGAUCCCUCAAAGUUCGGCGAGGGAGAUGUCUUUGCUGUUGCUCACGGUGCCAUCUUCGCCGGUUCCGACUCGACUGCCUCAACCAUGCAGUCCUUCUUCUGGCACAUACUCUCGGACCGGCGCGUAUACGCCAGCAUCCAGGAGGAGAUCAAGAAGGCAGUCACGGACGGCACCAUCCCCGCCUCCGGAAACAUAUCGUGGAACGAGGCCCAGAAUCUGCCGUACUUCCAAGCAUGCCUCAAGGAGGCCAUGCGCGUGCGGCCCGCGGUCGGCCUCAACAUCGCCCGCCUGGUGCCCCCCGAGGGAGCCGAGAUCGACGGCCAGGUCUUCCCCGGCGGUGUGACCAUCGCCGUGAACGGGUGGGUCCUCCACCGCGACAAGGCGACCUUUGGGCCUGAUGCGGAUGUGUACCGGCCGGAGCGCUGGCUGGGCGACGCCGAGGAGGCGAGGAGGAUGGAGAGGUUUAUGUUCCAGUUUGGCGGCGGCAGCCAUGUCUGUAUCGGCCGCAACCUCGCCCUUCUCGAGAUCAACAAGGUCUGCCCCCGACUUCUACGAGACUACCAUUUUGAGUUGGUCAACCCCGGACGGGAGCUAGAGGCCCACGCUACCUUCUUUGUUGUGCAGGAAGGCCUGGAGGUGUUCAUUUCGAAGAAAUAG
This is a messenger RNA of Diaporthe batatas, 2722 nucleotides long. RefSeq lists its product as uncharacterized. Lineage: Eukaryota; Fungi; Ascomycota; Sordariomycetes; Diaporthales; Diaporthaceae. The record is from RefSeq and is a predicted model, not a curated record. Gene Ontology annotation, molecular function: iron ion binding; monooxygenase activity; oxidoreductase activity, acting on paired donors, with incorporation or reduction of molecular oxygen. The transcript is spliced from 5 exons. The coding region runs from base 1112 to 2722 and encodes 536 amino acids.